AUGUGUAUAUAUUUUCUUAAUCUGAUACAGGUAUCAAAACUGAUGAAUUUAUGAAUAAUAAGAAAUCGCAUGAAGUACAAGUUAUGUCAGAGCUGGUAGACAAAAUAGCAAAGUAUUGUGGUUUAAAGCAGGUGAUUGAUAUAGGUUCUGGAAAGGGCUACCUGAGUUCAUUUUUGUCUAUGCAAUAUGACUUAAAAGUUUAUGGAAUCGAUUCAUCGAAAACCAAUACUAACGGUGCUCAUGAAAGGAACAGGAAAUUGAAGAAACACUGGAAAACUUAUCAGAGUCGAGCAAGAGCCAAUUCUGAAACCCAGAGGUUGGAAAAGCCAAUAAAAAAUGAAGUUAAAUGUAAAGCUAUCAAUGAAAAGCCCUUAAAUAAUAACAGCAGUCUUCAAAGUCAAGACCAAGAGACUACCCAAGACUUAGUUCCUUCUUGUGUUUUCACAGAAGUAGCUGUAUCUGAGACCAGCAAACAAACUGAGAUCAAUUUGGCUCAGGCACGGUCUGAUGAGAACAAGCUUUCCGAAGAGGCUCUUGCUAUUCUCAAUGUUCUGCCUGCUGAUGCUGUAGAAGUUUUUUCUUCAUCCCACUGUAACUAUGGGGAAGUCUGUGAAGAGGAAAAAGCACGAAGAAAAACGGCAUUUAUCAAGGCUAAAGAGAGCAAGUCAAGUGAAUCAAACCUUUACUUUCCAUUGACCUCCUACAUCAGUGCAGAAACAGAACUCAGUGACAUCAUAACAGAUUUAGAGGACUGUAUAAUGGUUGGUCUGCAUACAUGUGGUGACCUUGCUGCAAACACACUACGAAUUUUUACUGCCAAGCCUGAAAUCAAAGCAGUUUGCAGCGUAGGCUGCUGCUACCAUCUGUUGUCAGAACAGUAUGAAAACCAAGAAGAUUGCACAGAGGAAGUGUGGGGAUUUCCCAUGUGUCAGUACUUGAAGGACAAGGGCUGGUGCUGUGGUCGCAAUGCUAGAAUGUCAGCGUGCUUGGCUUUGGAGCGAGUUGCAGUUGGCCGAACGCUGCCUACAGAAUCAUUGUUUUAUCGAGCUGUUCUUCAGGUUAUUAUAGAAGAAAUGUAUGGUGUCACCAAAAGUGAUCGACACGUUGGAAAAAUUUUCUCCAAAUCAUCCUCCUUCUUAGAUUAUGUCAGAAAGUCUCUGAAAAAACUGGAACUGGAUGAUUCAAAGCUCCCAGACAGCUGUAUAAUGGAUUACUAUGAAAAAUACAAGCACAGAAUGAAUGAGCUUGAAGCAUUUAAUAUGCUAAAGGUUGUGCUAGCUCCCUGCAUAGAAGUUUUGAUACUUCUGGAUCGUCUUUGCUACCUCAAGGAGCAGAACAACAUUGCCUGGUCAGGACUUGUGAAGUUAUUUGAUCCUGUGAAAUCCCCCAGAUGCUGUGCAGUUAUUGCUCUGAAGAAACAGUCGUAUCUUUAAGUGGAAGCAAACUGCAGAUGGGUUGAAAGCGCUGAACUGAUACUGCUAUUUCCUCACUGUUCUUUUUAAUUGAUUCCUCAAGUAUACUGAUGCGUUUGGCAACUAUUUACUUUUCAGAUGCAAAAAUAAUAAACGCAAUGCCUCUGUGAAUCGUAAGAAAUAAACUGUGAUCUGUACCUCUCUUAUAAAUACUA
This is a messenger RNA of Meleagris gallopavo (turkey), 1627 nucleotides long. The record is from RefSeq and is a predicted model, not a curated record. NCBI's taxonomy places the organism in Eukaryota, Metazoa, Chordata, Aves, Galliformes, Phasianidae.